GCCUAAUUAAGGAAAGCUGUUUUCAAUUAUACAUCCUUCUCACUCCUCGCGCUCUUGUCUAUUCUGUGCAUAUUAAUGGUGACGCUAUAAAAAGCUGCUGAAGUACUCAGCACUUGAAUUCUUCCUGUGUUUUUAAUAAGUCUAUUGCAACAACAUGAAGGCUCCUGUCCAAGCAACUCGCAGGAUUCCUCCACCAACAAAGAAGAGGAGUCGUGCUUAUAUUGCUUUCAUCUACAGGGCUUGUAAAGAGGUUUGCCUGGUGGGAAUGAGGAGUCCAGACCUUCGGGCCAGCUGCCUUGGUUUUCCCAGACCGGUUCUGCUCAGACUGGUGAGCACAGAGGCUUCCCGGCUGUCCCAAACCAGCAGGCUAAAGACCAUCACCACACAGGAGAUCAGUGCUGCUGUUGCAGUUGUACAACAGAAGAUUUAUACAAGAACUGCUGCAUGAUGAGUUGACUGAACAAAUGAGUUUUUUAAGACAAAUUUUUAUUGUUUAACUCAUUAAAGAUUUAAAUUACAUUUACCUUUUAUCCAUGUUUUGUGUAAACUAAAUGAUGGCAAGUUUAAAGUUUGCAGAAAUGGGUUUUGUUAGUAGUAGGGUCAGAGAAGCAAAUCCCUGACAUGAUGCUGGAAUAACAGUUCUCUGGUUGCAUUUCUUGGGUCUGGCUCACUUAAAAGGUUGAGGUCACUGUUCAGAUUUUGAUUUAAAUGUGCUUGGGACAUGCCAAUAGGACUUUUUGGUUUUUAAAUUCACAUGAGCUAUCCCUUCAGUUCAACUGAGUUUCUGUUAAACGCUGCAGAAGGACUGGGCAGACUUAACAUGUGCCCUAAAUGAAAUGUCAGCCUUUCCUCGCAUCAUCUCUGGCUUGUUGCUUUCUGGUGUUCAGCUAAUCAAAACUUUUAAAUUGGUUGUCCAUAUCUGCUAAUUUCUUUCUUUUUUUUUUUUUUGUUUGCAAUAAAAUGACAAAAGUCCACAGUUCCCUACAGAAGCAAUGGGCACUUAGAAAUGAGUCAAAUUGGCACCAACACUCUGGCAGUUACCUGGGGUGAUAUUUCCAGUCCUAGAAGGUGGAACAGCGGCCCCUUCACAUUGUGGCUGAUUCAAACCACCUGCUUCCUCCGCCAGCCCCCUGUGGGCUGUCCUGCAGCGGCAGUUAUCUGCCAACACCUCGCCGCUACAAUACAGACCCGUUUGUUGUGUCCUUUCUAAACAGUACUGCAGCGAACCGUUUUGUCUGCCGUUCCGAUGCAAAUUUCCGUGCGUUACAUGGAUUGUGUGCCACAUUCAUGAUCGGAUCGGGCGGAUUUAAGCUGCAGCUUGAUGUGCAGCAGUCACAUGCCAUAAGCCAGCAGAUGUGACCCACUGUUACCAGGUUGGGAAAAGUUGUCUUAAAUGACCACAGGACCUUGGGUUUGGUCAUCAUGGGAUGUGGCGCCUCUGUUGCCACAAACACCCAGGGGAGAAGAGUGGAAACAGGUAAAGAUGAAUUGGUUAAGAGUCCCAGCCCGGCUCUCACUAUGAAAGCAGCUGUUUUGAUCCAGAGAUGGUACCGGCGCUACAUGGCUCGUCUUGAGAUGAGACGCAGGUACACCUGGAACAUCUUUCAGUCCAUUGAGUAUGCCAGGGAACAGGACCAGCUACAGCUCUCCAGUUUCUUCACUUUCAUGCUGGACAACUUUACUCAGCUGAAUGGAAAUGGGCCAGACUUGAUUUCCCAGCUGCUGGACCCGGUGGUUGACCCCUGGUUAGACAGAGAGACCUGCUACAGCUUGAUCCCUGUUCCAGAGACGUACACUGGACCCCGACUCUCCUUUCCUCUCUCCGUCGCUGAUACAAAUGCUCUCCUCAGUGCAUUUAAGGAGCAGCAGACUCUACAUGCCAAAUAUGUUCUGCAGCUGCUGUAUGAGACCAAAAAGCUCCUCAAACAGAUGCCCAACAUUAUCCACUUAUCAACAUCCUACACUAAAGAAAUCACUAUAUGUGGUGAUCUUCAUGGGCGAUUUGAUGACUUACUCCUCAUAUUUUAUAAGAAUGGCCUUCCCUCUGCAGAAACACCAUAUGUGUUUAAUGGGGAUUUUGUGGACCGUGGGAAAAAGUCAACUGAAGUGGUCAUCCUCCUGUUUGCGUACCUUCUGCUUUACCCCGACUACAUGCACCUGAACCGAGGAAACCAUGAAGACCACAUAAUGAACCUCAGAUAUGGGUUCACAAAAGAAGUCAUGCAAAAAUACAAGACUCAUGGCCGUGAGAUCCUCCAGCUGUUCCAGGACAUUUUCAGCCUUCUGCCCAUCGCUACAGUCAUUGAUGGAAAGAUCUUGAUUGUUCAUGGUGGGAUAUCAGACCAGACUGACCUGGACUUCCUCAGCUGCAUAGAGAGGUACAAGGUGAAAUCUGCUCUGAGGUUUCCCAGAUGCAGUUUGGAGCAGGUGGACAUCGGUCACUCCUGCAGAGAGGCAAAAAGAAUGAGAUCAACAGACUCUCUUCCCAGCAGCAGUCAGAGCAACAGCAAGAACCAAAGAACCCCCAGCCAGAGAAAGAGGCGAUGUGGGCUCAGCCAGCAUGACAGAGCUGCCUCCAGUUCUUCCUCCUCCUCCUCAUCUUCCUCUUCACUCCGCUCUCCUAGAACUCCAUCCUGCCUCUCGUCUCAUCCAUGCCCAACUUCUCCUAGCAUGCCUGAUGCUGGUAAUAUCCUCCAGGUACCUUUUCUGGACUCACUGUCCUCUGUUCCCCUUCCUUCAGCUCCACAACGUGAACGUGAAUGGAGACAGCUUUUCCCUCUCCUGAAGAUAGUGGAUAUACUGUGGAGUGACCCUAAACCCCAAGAAGGCUGCAGCCCCAACACAUUCAGGGGAGGAGGAUGCUACUUUGGCCCUGACGUCACCCAGAGACUGCUGCUCCGCCACGGACUCCAGCUGCUCAUCAGAUCCCACGAGUGCAAACAGGAGGGAUAUGAGCUCUGUCAUGGUGGACAGGUCAUCACCAUUUUCUCAGCAUCAAACUAUUAUGAGGAAGGAAGCAACCGUGGUGCCUACAUCAAACUGGGCAGAGAACUGGUUCCUCGCUUCUACCAGUACCAAGUCAGCCGCACAACUCGCAAACUCACUCUGACACAGAGAGUACGAGCUGCUGAAGGUUCUGCUCUCCGAGCACUAAAGGAGAAGCUGUUCGCCCAUCGCUCUGAGCUGAUGGCAGGCUUCCAGCAGUAUGACCGAAAUAACACCGGUAGCAUGUCAGUCAGUGAAUGGGCUCAGGUGAUGGAGUCUGUGCUGAGGCUCGAUCUGCCAUGGAGGACACUUCGUCCACACUUAACCCGUCUGGCACCAGAUGGCGGUGUGGAUUAUCCGUCCUGCUUCCAGGACAUGGGACCAGGGAGUCAUCUGUCUCAGGUCACUCCAAACCUGGCUGAAACUCUGUUCAGAUACAGGACAGACAUUGAGAUAAUAUUUAACAUCAUAGACAAAGACCAUUCAGGUCUGAUCUCCAUUGAAGAAUUUCGUCACACCUGGCGUCUUUUCAGUGCCCAUCUGGGGGUUAACAUUGAUGACAGAGCCAUCAAUGACUUGGCCCGAAGUAUCGACUUCAACAAGGAUGGCAGUAUAGAUUUCACCGAGUUCCUGGAGGCCUUCAGAGUGGUACACAAAUUGGACAACAAGGAUCAGCAACUCAACGGAAAGAUGGAUGGAGAGAAGUAUUCAUGAAGACAGAGGAAGGAAAGCAUAGAAGCAGGAAUAAGAAGAAUUUCUUAAGCUGUUAUUUGGUGAUGCACAAUUAUUAGUGCAUUUUGUAAGAUGUUACUGUAUUUUUAGCAUCAUGGCUCUGGUCAGUAGACUGGUCCAUCCACCGCUGUGGUUUCAAAGGGAAAUAUCUUGACAACUCUUGGAUGGAUGUCAUUUUGUACAGACAUUUGCGUUUCCAAAUUACUCCUUAAGACAUCGGUGAUUCUCUGACUCUUUCAGCAGGUUUUUAGUUCAGUGUAAAAAUGUCUCUAACUAUUGGAUGGAUUGCCAUAAAAUUUGGUAGCAUCAUUUGCUUUCUUGGCAAGAGGUAGACAAGAAUUAUACCCCUCUCAUAUCUGUUCAGUAAAUUUGUAGUUGGGUGGCUAUAUUAAAACUAAUUUUAGGGUGACUGUUUCUUGGCCAGGAGUCUCUGGUCUUGUCUGGCAACUGGAUUUUGACAUUUUUACACUUAUAUUUUUGUACAAUUAGUGAGAUGUUGAGGUGCUGAUAAGCAGAUUUCAUUGGAUAAAGCUAGGCUAGCAGUUUUAGUUCUUGAUGUUAGGGUGAGGUAGGCAGCUUCUCGAACUUCAGGGACUGUUCAGGUGUUAGUGGAGCCACUCUUCUUGUUUAACUGUUGGCAAGAAAGUCAAUGGGUUUGUUUCCCAAAAUGUUAAAUUGUUUCUUGUAUUCAUAUUUAUUCCAAAGCAGCAAGCUCACUAAAGAAUGCACUGUAAUCACCUAUAACUACACAAACUAGCUUUUAGUCAUGUUUGAAAGUUGCUUUACAAAUAGACUUGACUUGCUCUAUCUUCAGAGCUUUAUCAUUUGAUCCCCUUUUCCCUUAUUAGAGUCUGAAAUGAUGAACUCAGUUUAGAUGUCAAAGUGUAAAAGCCAAAUACACCCAAACCGCCACAGUGCUGUAGUUCUGAAGACCCCGCAGCAAUCUCACUACAACACCUGUUAAUACCACUUCUAAGGAAGCCAACCUCAGAUUUGGCUUGUUGUCUUGUACACCAUCUCAAAUAUCCAGCAGUGAGCAGAUUAAAGUGACUAACCCAAACAUUCCCCUGCAGCAGCAUAUUCAGUUUGCCAGUUUUAAAGUCAAAGAUGUGGUCCAAGCAACUCAUGAAGCUUGGCUUCAGGAGGUAUGGGUCAGAGGAAGCUGGAAAGGCAAACAAAGUUAUGGAAAUAUGACCCUCUAAAUCACAUCUACUACUGUUUCAUCUACCUUAUCAUUAGUGGCAGGAGCACCAUCAUUUUCAACAGCUCAUACACACUCAUUGCUGUAAAAACAGAAAAAACAAAAAUGGAACAGGACAGAAGAUGAAAGUUCCAAUUAUUCAUUUGAGGGAAAUAAUUGGUGUGCAAACGAUUUAUAUCUUUACUCAUUUUUUUAAUUGCAAAAAAAGGACCAACACAGAAGGCAAACAAUAGAUACAGGACAUUUACAAAAGAACUUAAGGAUAUAAGCAUGUACAGUGAGUGUACAAGAGACUGGUACAGGUCGGGGAUGUGUGACAGUGUGUUGUGUGAUUCUAAUUAAUCUUGAAAAAUGUAGGUGGUGGAGGGAAAAAUAAAUAGAUAAUAAAGAUAAAACCUUUGGCCACCCUGAGCCACUGGCAUUGAAGCAAGAACAACAUCAGGGAGCUCCAGAGCAGCACAUCAGGGUGAGGUCGGCCAGGACAGCAGAACUGUUGUGUUUAAUAAACUGAACUUUUUUCUAUGCUUUUAAUUGUUUAUUAUGAUUUACAUUUAUUUUGGUUGUUGCAGCUGGUAUUAUGCAGCUCUGCCUCGCCCUCUGACCCUGACAGGAGAGAGCUGACCUGCUGUAUCAUCCCUUUCUAAACAGCUCCAAGACCUUGAGGAGGGAGUAUAUAAGGGGGCUAGCAGCUGAGUGGUGGUGUGUUUCAGUGACCCGGCCUUCCUCCCCCACGCUGUCCACUCCAAAAGAUCCCGCAAGGUGCCCUGGAUUCUUUUACCCCAGAUGCCAGGGUGGAAAUAAAUUAAAAAUAAUAAAUAA
Monopterus albus (swamp eel) is the source of this 5737-nucleotide messenger RNA. RefSeq names its product protein phosphatase, EF-hand calcium binding domain 1 (gene ppef1). The coding region runs from base 1423 to 3699 and encodes 758 amino acids. The transcript has 20 exons. Gene Ontology annotation, molecular function: manganese ion binding; phosphoprotein phosphatase activity; calcium ion binding. Gene Ontology annotation, biological process: detection of stimulus involved in sensory perception. NCBI's taxonomy places the organism in Eukaryota, Metazoa, Chordata, Actinopteri, Synbranchiformes, Synbranchidae. The record is from RefSeq and is a predicted model, not a curated record.